UGUAUGAUAAACUGACCACUGUAACUCGACUGUGAACAUGACGGGUCCACUUCAAGUAUUGCUCCUCCUAGGAACCGCUUCUCUCCUCCAGGCAUCAUGCCCGACUAUCCCUAUAAUAGCCGACUUCGACAUUAACCGGUAUGCGGGCACUUGGUACGAGUCGGAAAGGUUCGACAAUCCAUUCGAAUGGUACACAAGAUGUGUGUCGGACACGUACAUUACACGUGAGGAUGGCAGUUAUACUGUCCUUUACAACAGGAUAGGUACAUGGACGGGAUCGAACAGAACGACGGAGGGCACCCUUGACCUUUUUGAUGAUGUGCACCCCGGCCAGUUCAGAGCCUCGUUUGCAGGAUGGCUACCAUCAGGGAACUACUACGUCAUAGACACAGACUAUGACAACUACUCCAUCGUGUACUCGUGUUCUGACGUAUAUGGAUUCACGCACGUUGAACUGGCUUGGAUUAUGUCCAGAGAGAGAAAUGGUGUGACCCGCCGCCAGAGGUCAAAGUUGUACAGCCGAUUAUCAAGUCUGGGGAUCGACACUACUCAGUUCAUCGAGUCCGACCAGACCGGAUGUGACGCAUAAUCACGUGGUUUACAUCCCACGGCGUUGAAGUUCAAUUAUUCCUACAAAUGUCACUGUAGAUCACUUCUGUGUAUUUCCCUUUGGAAAUAUACAC
Mizuhopecten yessoensis (Yesso scallop) is the source of this 683-nucleotide messenger RNA. Its product is annotated as apolipoprotein D-like. Lineage: Eukaryota; Metazoa; Mollusca; Bivalvia; Pectinida; Pectinidae. The record is from RefSeq and is a predicted model, not a curated record. The transcript is spliced from 5 exons. Gene Ontology annotation, molecular function: pigment binding. The coding region runs from base 38 to 589 and encodes 183 amino acids.